AUGACCGACGAAUUGAAGCAUUGGGAAUCUGAGGCAGUCUCACUCAGAAGAAUCGCCUUCUUCGGAGUGGCCCUAUCCACCGUGGCCACGCUGACCUGCAUUAUCUCCGUACCAAUGCUGUACAACUACAUGCAGCACAUGCAGUCGGUCAUGCAAAACGAGGUAGACUUCUGCAAGUCCCGUUCGGGAAACAUCUGGAGGGAAGUGACCCGCACGCAAGUGAGUUCAGUUGUUUAUUAUCCUUCAAAACUGUGA
Messenger RNA from Strongylus vulgaris, 255 nucleotides. The record is from the annotation of a GenBank genome assembly. Lineage: Eukaryota; Metazoa; Nematoda; Chromadorea; Rhabditida; Strongylidae.